UGAUUUAACCUCAAUGACAAUUAGUCUUUUGAAAUUCAAAAUUUGAUGAUUUCAGGUUUUAUAUGCUAAUAUGAAAUUGGCUAUAGUUGAAUUUUUCAAAUCGCCUUUUUUCAAAAAAGGCUUACCUUUCUUCAUUAUAUGUGUGGGAGGUUCCUUUGGACUGAAAGGUUUUACUUCUUUAAGAUAUGAAUACUCCAAUAAAAGUUCUAUUUCCCGAGAAGACUUUGAGAAAGAAGGUAUAAAAAUGAAACCCCCAAGUGAGGUUACAAUUGAAGCUGAAUAUGAAAAAUUACAAAAAUUAGACAUCGAUAAUUGGGAAAAUGUACGAGGUCCUAGACCAUGGGAAGAAGGAACUAUAGAGGCAAACAAAAAUAGACCGAAAUAGUACUAAAACUAAAUAUGUUUUAAAAAAUUAAGUUAUAGUCAAUGUAAUUAGUUAAGAUUACUGGAUAGUAUUAAACUAUUUACAUAUUC
Molecule: messenger RNA, 474 nt
Organism: Harmonia axyridis
Lineage: Eukaryota; Metazoa; Arthropoda; Insecta; Coleoptera; Coccinellidae
Gene: l(3)neo43
Product: cytochrome c oxidase assembly protein COX16 homolog, mitochondrial
Exons: 2
Coding region: 71-385 (104 amino acids)
Biological process (GO): mitochondrial respiratory chain complex IV assembly
Cellular component (GO): mitochondrial inner membrane
Source: RefSeq, a predicted model, not a curated record